CUCGUGAGCAGGAAGCGCAGCCACAUCCACACACACAGCAGCAGCAGUGUGUAGUCAAACUCUAGACAGCUCGACCGAACCAGGACUGAGAAAAUACUCUACAGACACAAUGUUUUGGAGACUUUUCUUCGUGACAUUAUUAUUAGCCCUGUUGGGAUCGAUCACAGGCCAAGAACCUGCCGUUGAUGGGUGUGCAGUAUUUACAACCUGUGAUCAAUGCACAAAUUCGUCUUCAUGCAAGUGGAUGUCCUGCCAAGAUUCACCUGAAAAACCAGUUUGUCUUAAUUCUACUUUAGUGAAUGAAACAGCCAACUGCAGUACUGUUAACUGCACUGUAUCAACCGUGGCCCCACCUGUGACUUCCCCUGCAAAUAUCACCACCAUCCAGCCUAACGCUACCACAGUGGCCACCACUAAAUCACCAACAGUCCCUCCGACUAAGAAUAGCACAAUCACAAAUACCACGACUGCGUCGCCUACUUCAACUCCACCUCCACCUAAGAAGUCCACCUUUGAUGCUGCCAGUUUCAUCGGAGGAAUCGUGUUGGUUCUUGGCCUUCAAGCUGUCAUCUUUUUCCUUUACAAGUUUUGCAAGUCCAAAGAUCGCAACUAUCACACCCUGUAACGCACGCUGCCACCUGGAGGCACCUACAAAGCAACGCAAAACCCACACUCCGCCCUAAGGAAAAGAAACACAGACGAGUACACUCGGAUUCAUGAAUCCUCUUUAAUCACCUUUGUGUUUAGCCAUGCAUUUGAUAUUUCACGUGUGUGAUUUGAGCUUUUCAUUUGUUGAAGCCAUAGCUCUUAUCACAUUCAUGCAUACAUUUACACAAAAAUACACAACAUGCAGACUGAUGCCCCUUUUUGAGAGGUCCUGCCACUUUCAUGUACAACCACAGCUGCAACAUAAACACAUUUUUUUCAUUAGUUCAUUGAUAGUGGCUAGUCACGCUAACAUCAAGGUGAUUGAGACAGUGAGUCAUCCUUGUUCAUGCCUGUGACAGUAAAUCUCUAUUUUCAGUGUUGUAGGUUAUUUCAUGAAGGCCACUAUAACAGUGUUUAAGCCGUUGCUAUUAAUAAUGGUUCUUUAUAUUGUGCCCAGUUCAGUCUUUUGUGAACUGAGCCUUUACAUUCAAACGAAAUCACAAGAACCAUCUCAUCGAUCACCCAUAAUCCCAUAUAAAAUGUAAAAAAUAAUGGCUUUAUAGAAUAGGGCAGAUUAGUUUUUCUGUUCCUUUAAAAAAAAAACACAAAUCUGCAUUUCAUCACACAGAUUUUUGGUUUGUGUCUGUGUGUUGUUUAUUUUUAAAAUUUUUGUUUUGGUUGCCACUUUCAUUCAUACCAGUCAACAUUUUUGCAAUAAAUUACAUUCCCCCGCUUAGUUCCUUUUUGUUAACUAGCUAGGCCAAAAUUCAUCAGCUCUCAAAACUAGUGCAAUCUGGCCUGGAUUAUAAUCUAGAUUCUUGGCAAUAUUAGAAAGCUGCAUCGGUUCCUUGUUCAUCAUGCCGAUUUACUAGCUAUAAACUAUUUAAAGGGUGUGUAUAGGGAUUAAAAGCCAAAAUUUAGAUCAAGUAAUAGCUAAAAAUAAGUCUCCGAGGAAUUAUUUGAUUCCUCUGCCUGGCAUUCAAACAGAGGCACUAUAUACAGUAACGCGAGGGAUGGCGAUUGUGAUCCCAUUCAGAAUGAUUGACAGUUGUGUCAAAGUGCCUUUAGAUGCAGGCUCUGGCUUAUUUGAAUUGAGGUUGGGGAGCGGUGGGUUUAGUUCCUUUUCCUCUUCGAGCCUUAAAAGUGUGAAUGUGUUCGUGGCGACCGGUUGUUGAGGUGGUAUGUGUGCCAGGCUCUGCUUUAACCUGCUGGAUAAGGCCGUGUUUGUGUGCCUUUCUGUAUGUCCGGGUGUUUAUAGACAAACGUAUGCUUGUGUUAAUAAAGUAGAAAUAGUGUCUGCCAGCUGGACUGAAUGCUAUAUUAUACGGAGUAGAUGAUUAUUGUUUGUCGUUUAUGGAUUAAUGUUUUCCAAAGGCUUCAGUUUUCCACUGUAAUAAAAUCCUUGUUGCACUUACAUUUUUAAGUUGAAUCAACUUGAAUUUAUUUAAACAAAUUUAUAUACUAUUGAGGAGUUUUUAUAAAUUAUAAAAAUUAAGUUGAAUUAGCUUAAGGUAUUUUGACUUUAUUUUUAUAAUUUAUAGCAAUUCCUCACUAGCCAAAAAAGGUUAAAUUAAUUGUAAUUUCAAGUUGAAACUUAAAAAUGUAAGUACCUCAAAGAAUUUUUACGAAGGAGACGAAUUAUGUUUCGCUUGCACGCGAAUGUUGGUUAGAUUUUAGCACUCCUAAUUUCAUCUGGAUGUUCUAAUAUAUUCAUAUGUUUCAGAAAGAUCUCAUUAUGUAUUUGCCCAAAAAUUGAUAUUUGAACUUAAACUGAAGUCAACAUUAAAACGUCUUAAGCUUUAUGUUUGCAUAUGCUAAUGUUUAUUUUAUGAGGCCUUGUGCUUAAUACCCAAAGAAUCUGAAAUGUCCAAAAAUGUAAAGUAAAGGAUAUAUUUAGCCUAUUUUAUCUUUGAAACAACUGAACGUCUUAGAACAUAUCUGUCUCAGAUCAACAGAGAGAUUGUGUUAUGCUACAUUUUUUGGUUAGGGUUUAAUUAUAGUUUUCGAGUGGCUUUGGUUCGCAUGUAAAGUGGACCCUGACCUUGCUUAAUACCUGCCUUAUGUGAAACAAUGGCAUUUGGCGUGUUUUGUUUGGUACUCUCUUUUAACUGCAUUUGUCUACGAAUCUGAUGUGCGUGUAUCAACUUUUCAUUUUGUUUCUUUUCUCCAUACCUGCGUUAUGAUGUUUAGAUCUUAAUAAUCUCAAUUAGCUUGCUGCUAAUAACAUCCUCUGUUGGUAACUAUGUUAUUUGUUUAAGAAGCGAUCAACAUUCUUUAGGUUGAAAAUUUUAAAAUGGCAAAAAUGAAUAGUUUUUUUGUAAUCACCGUUGGUGCUUCACUAGUUAACACUGAAAUGUUAAGCCAUUCUCAAUUUUAUGUUCAUUGGGCGUUUCUGUAAAGAUGACUGCUAUAAUGCAUCUUGCUCUCAUCACAGUCAUUGUGUAUUCACAUAAAAUCCUUUUGCUUAACCCAUGCCAAAUUACAAACACCAUUUAAAGUGUUUGGGUUGCAAUUCUUUUAAUAAUUUACACUCUUUAAAGUCUUCAUAGUAUUGGUAUCCUUGUUACAUUUUAAUAGACCCCAUUUAGUUGCAAAUGGAUUUGAGUUGUACUAAACUGUAAUAAGUGGCACAUGUUGGAUUUAAGUUGACAGGAAUCAAUAAAGUGUGCUUAUGUUAAGAACGUAAAGUGCUCAAAAUAGUUUUAUUACACUCGGAGGACCUUGUUUAAAUGCAUCUGUCUAACGCCAUUAUAUUUGCAUGCAUGCAUGAGCAGAUUUGCAUCGAACAGCCAUUGAUAAAUGCUACUUUUUUGCCAACACGAAGCUUGCGUUCCCUGCUGCACCUUUGAAGAAAAAGUGCCUUAAUUAUUUAAGAUUAAAGUGAAUGAAGAUUGUUAUUGUUGUUAUUGGGACUUGAUCUUGCUGGAAUGAAGGUUUGGUUUAUUGAAGUUGUCACUGGGUAAUGAGAGGUAUAUAAGAGUAUUGCAUAUUGGCUGUGGCAUCAUUUUUGCUUUUGUUAAGAAUCCAAAUUUUGUUUUCCUGUAUGUUUUUUUUUUAUAACUGAAAUUACCUUUGGUCUCUUGUUUUUUUUUAUAGCUUCACAUAAACUGCACACGCCACACCUACGCUUGUUGUUAAGACGCUUACUGUUGCCUGAAAGUCUGCCUUAAUUGUUUUAUGAGAUCUAUUGGUUUUAUUUUUCUGGUUGUCUGGUUUCUUUAAUUGUUUGUGAUUUUCCUCUUGUUUCAGACCUGCAUUUGCCAUUAGGUUAAAAAUGUUGUGAUCAAGUAAAGUUGAAUAUUGUCGAACCAA
This is a messenger RNA of Misgurnus anguillicaudatus (oriental weatherfish), 3960 nucleotides long. Lineage: Eukaryota; Metazoa; Chordata; Actinopteri; Cypriniformes; Cobitidae. The record is from RefSeq and is a predicted model, not a curated record.